Molecule: messenger RNA, 1917 nt
Organism: Olea europaea var. sylvestris
Lineage: Eukaryota; Viridiplantae; Streptophyta; Magnoliopsida; Lamiales; Oleaceae
Exons: 3
Coding region: 1-1917 (638 amino acids)
Biological process (GO): telomere maintenance; DNA repair
Molecular function (GO): DNA helicase activity
Source: RefSeq, a predicted model, not a curated record
AUGUCAUGUGAAAUUCUCGAUGAGAAUAAAUACUUGCAUCUUCAUUCUGUAAUUGCAAAACAUAAUAUGCACGGUCCUUGUGGAAAUCUUAAUCCAAAAAAUGUGUGUCUGUUGGCAAGCAGUGAUUGUAAAAAUAAAUAUCCUAAGGAUUAUUGUAAUAGUACAAUAUUUGGUGAUAACUCAUAUCCAUUGUAUAGACGUCGUCAUAAUGGUAUUUCUAUUAAAGUGAGAGGUCAAAUGUUAGAUAAUCGAUGGGUUGUACCAUAUAAUCCUUAUUUAAGUGCAAAAUUUGACUGUUAUAUUAACAUUGAAGUAUGUUCUUCUAUUAAAGCAGUAAUGUAUUUUUACAAAUAUGUGUAUAAACGACAUGAUCAUCAUCAGCACGUAACUUACAAUAAUAAAGAUGAUUUAUCUAUUAUUAUUGGGAAUGAGUAUAUGAGAAGAACAAUGUUAAUAGAGUUUUUUCGGAUGAAUAAAGCAAAUGAAUUUGCUCGAACAUUGUUGUAUCGAGAUUUCCCAACACAUUUUGUGUGGAAUGCAAAUGGGAAAGUUUGGACCGCUGGAAAACAACACAUUGUUAUAGGACGAAUUGUGACAGUCAAUCCAUCUGAAGGAGAACGAUAUUUCCUUCGUGUUCUUCUGAAUCAUAUUAGAGGUCCAACAUUAUUUGACAGUUUUAAAACUUUAAAUGGAGUAACUGUUAAUAUAUAUCAAGAAGCAGCACUUUUACAUGAUUUGUUAAAAGGGGAUAAUCAUUGUGAAGAAUAUCUAUCCGAAGCUAUUAUUUACAAAAUUCCUAAUUCUUUAAGACGCCUUUUUGCAACACUUCUUACACUUUGCAGCCCUAAUCAUCCAAAGCUAUUGUGGGAUAAAUAUAAAGCCUAUAUGAUUGAUGAUUAUGUACAUCGAAACAUAUCUGUUGAAGAUGAUGAAGUCCAAGCUAUGGAAGACAUCAAUUCUAUAUUAGAAUCAUUAGGUAAAAACGUAAAUGAUUACGGAAUAGUUUCAUUCUUCGUAAAUAUAGAUGAGACUCAAAUAUUGACGAGAAUGGUUGCAGAGGAAACAAUCAAUUUCAAUAUUGAACGAGGCUUCAAUUAUGUAGAGGGGAACAGUGAAGACUUUUUUUUAUACAAAGCUCUUAUAAUUAGUGUAAGAAGUCAAAAUUUCAUUGCUUUGGCAACAGCGUCCUUUGGAGUCGCUGCAUCUUUGUUACCUGGAAGUCGCACAGCUCAUUCGAGAUUUGAAAUUCCUUUGGAAACAGUUGGUGAAGUGAACUGCUCUGUUAGCAAGCAAUCAGCUUUAGGAAUGUUGUUGAAAAUGUCUAGGUUAAUAAUUUGGGAUGAAGCACCUAUGGUAAAUCGUUGUGUUAUUGAAGCUGUAAACAGAAUGAUUAAAGAUAUUACUGAUUAUAACUUGCCUUUUGGUGGGAAAGUGAUAGUUUUUGGAGAGGAUUUUCGACAAGUUCUACCAGUGGUGCCGAAAGGGAAAAAAGAAGAUGUAAUGAAAGCUAGCUCGGUUUUUUCAGACCUAUGGCCUUCCUAUUUACAUUUACCAUUGGUUGAGAAUAUGAGAGCAAAGUUAGAUCCUAUGUUCUGUACUUACUUACUUAGAAUUGGAGAUGGAACAAAAGAAGAAAAUACUUGUAAGUGCGUUAUACUUCCGAAUAGUAUAAUUCUAUCAUUUGAAGAUGAAAUCACAUCUUUAAAAAUUUUGAUACAUCAUGUUUUUCCUAAUAUACAAACAUAUGCUGACAAUCUACAUGAUAUGGUAAAUAGAGUUAUUCUAACGCCUACGAAUGAAUGUGUUGAUUAUAUUAAUAGGAUCUUACUUGAACAAAUUCCCAGUGAAAUUUUUACAUGCUACAGUUUUGAUGAAACAAUUGAUAAUCAAAACAAAGCUUGCAAGAAGAUUUAUUGA